Anisakis simplex (herring worm) is the source of this 261-nucleotide messenger RNA. The record is from the annotation of a GenBank genome assembly. Lineage: Eukaryota; Metazoa; Nematoda; Chromadorea; Rhabditida; Anisakidae.
GAUGGAAUGGUGUUGAACGCUGGAAUGGGAAUGCCAUUGUUUAGAGAGAGCAGGAAUGGUAAUAUGGUAUGCGUGAAUGGCCUUAAUUCGGAUCAUCCGAUGGCCAGUAACAAUAUUUCGGAUGGAAGUGAUGCUAUCAGCAUGGGCAAGAGGAAUACGCAAGGAUCACCCUUGCAUCAGUAUUGCACACAUCUUGCUAUUGGCAGCAAUCAACAGUCAGCAUCAUCAACAACCUCUGUUGGUAAGUUUGUGUUGAAUUGA